AUGGCGUCUUCCGUCCCAAAGUCGUCGACACUCGUGUCCAACACUGAGGACUGCCAGCGCAUACAUCGCAUCACUAGAGAGAACCGCAGUCUAUGGUAUCAAUUGAGAGUCCUCCAGCAGCCUGAGCGUGCUCGAGCAUGUGGUGCUGGCAUGAAGGCUAAUAGCGACCGCCGUCCCGUGGAUCCUCCGCCUGUUGUUGAACUGCGCAUUAUCGAAGGCCCUUCGGUUGAAACAGGCAAGGAUAUUACUUUCGACUACAACGCCAACUUCUUUCUCUAUGCCAGUCUCGAGCAGGCCCGUCCCAUGGCCCACGGUCGUGUCCAGACGCCAGCCACCCUCAACCCUCCCAUUCUUACCGGUGUUCCAGCCUCCGGCAUGGCCUAUCUCGACAGACCGAACGAGGCCGGCUAUUUCAUCUUUCCGGAUCUCUCUGUCCGCCAUGAAGGCUACUUUCGCCUCUCAUUUAGUCUUUUUGAGACAACCAAAGAGGAAAAGGACUUUGAUCUUGAGCCGGCCUCUGACAUGCCUCCAGGCGUCGACUGGCGUAUGGAGAUCAAGACAAAACCCUUUAACGUCUUCAGCGCCAAAAAGUUUCCUGGCCUGAUGGAGAGCACCACUCUAAGUAAGAUCGUUGCCGACCAAGGUUGCCGAGUCCGCAUUCGUCGCGAUGUUCGCAUGAGAAAACGUGAUGCCAAGCCUGCCGCUUCCAGUGACUCCAGAGAGGAAGCAUAUCGCAAGCCUGCUCCUGUUCCUAGCAAAAACAAUAACAGCAACCCUCGCCACAGGUCCAUCAGCAAUGCAAGCGAACAUCGCCCUCACACGCCAUCUUUCCUUUGGCAGCGACGCGCCGUUGCAACCACGCGCACCGCCUUCUCUGCCUCCAACGAAUCAUCACCCGAUUGCACCACGGCCACAGUCGAGCCACAUAUCACCGUUGGCAGGACCGGGACCGCAACAUGCCCUCCCGUCACCGUCUUAUCCGGAGUCGGACCGUGCUUACAGGAAUUCUUCUACGCCUCGCCCAUGUCCGUCACCAGCGCUAUCCGGAAAACUGGAUGCCUACGAACCGAGACCGAGUUUCAGUCACAUCCCGCCUUCGCCGUCCUCCUUCUCUUCCAUCGAUUACCAUUCCAGACGCGGCUCGUAUGCCCCUACUCACCCACCUACGCCAACCCACCACCCACGGCGGCCUUUGCUUCCUCAACCGUCCCCUUCAUGUGGACGCCUCGGCAUUUCUUCGCUCGUGUCGCUGCCACCAAUUGA
Cordyceps fumosorosea ARSEF 2679 is the source of this 1263-nucleotide messenger RNA. Its product is annotated as red and blue light sensing protein. The record is from RefSeq and is a predicted model, not a curated record. The coding region runs from base 1 to 1263 and encodes 420 amino acids. The transcript is spliced from 2 exons. Lineage: Eukaryota; Fungi; Ascomycota; Sordariomycetes; Hypocreales; Cordycipitaceae.